AUGGCCAUCUCUGCAGCAGCCCCUGCCCCCGUGUCCUCGACGGGCGCCAAGCGGCAGCUCCCGGGGGCGCCCGUGGGCCGGCCGGUGCUCCAGCUCCGCGCCCCGACCUACAGGCGUCCGAGUCUCGGAUCCGAGUUGAAGAGCCCCCUGAGCGCCAUCUCGCCUCUCAACGCCUCGGUCCUGCGGAGUCCUCUCAGCCCUCUGAGGCAGAUGCGCGUCGACUUCUCCGACCUCGAAAUCGGCUCGCCCAUUGACCCGGUCGAGUUGACUACCUCCGACCAGGUCAUCGUGAGCCCCGCCAGUGCGGCCAAGAGCCCCUUCAGCGCCUUCAAGAGCCCUCUCCGGAACGUGAGCAUCGAUGCCAUCGUGGAUGACCAACCCACCAUCACAGAGACCCUCCCCACGCCUCCCAUUGAGCAGUCAACGGAGCAGAUCGCCCACAAGAUCCUGGACGUCCUCCAGGCCUUUGGACGACACAUCGUCCCCGAGGGCCAGGAGAACCACGAGUGGCUCGGACGCAAGAUGUUCCACGGCCGCGUCGAGGAGUACGUCAAGAAGGGCGAGUCGGUCAAGAUGAUCAUCCCGGCCUUCCCCUGGAAGAGCAUCAACCGUACCGACAAGGUGACGGGCGUUCUGCCUGACCUCGGCGAGGAUCUCGCCCUCGCCCGGCUGAACGAUCUGUGCGUGGAGAUCGGCAAGGUCUACACCCACGGCGCCGAGGUGCACAUUGCCACCGACGGUCUCGUCUUCAAUGACGUCGUCGGCAUCUCUGACGACGAGACGUGGGAGUACGGCGCGACGCUCAUGGACAUGGCGGCCCAGAAGGGCUACGACGGUAUCAAGCUCCUCCGGGUCAUGGACUUCCUCGGCCUCACCAAGGAGGACGAGCCUCUGACCAAGGAGAAGUACAUGGAGCUCGUGGACGAGAGCCGCAAGACGCUCGAGGCGCAGUUCGGCGACCCGGACAAGGACGUCCGCGCGCUGAUGGAGACGGACAACGACACGCUCAUGACGUACCGCGGCUUCAUCCGGUUCCUCGAGACGGACCUGCGCAACAGCCCCGUGGCGGCGCACGCGACGUCGGGCCACAAGUACCGCAAGGUCGUCAAGGAGGUGGCCAUGAAGAUGAUGAUGCGCGCCGAGUCCUUCACCAAGAUCAUCCUCGCGACCUGCCCGGACCACGUCCGCCUGUCGAUCCACCCGUCGAGCGGCGCCGUCAAGCUGUCGAUGCCGCUGCUCGUCGAGAAGCACAACCCGGACGGCUUCCCGCGCACCCCGUGGCACAGCUCCAUCGCCGUCUCGCUCGACGGCGGCUACCGCUCGCUGCACGCCAAGGACGUCCGCGAUACCCACGACCUCGUCAUGCGCGGCGGCCGCCCCUGGUGCUUCCGCGAGAAGUCGGAGCUCUUCGACCUCGGCGAUGACGUCGAGAUCGAGCACCUCUACCCGACGGGCAUCGAGGUCCGCCCCCGCGAGGACCGGGGCGAGGACGUCAAGCUCGACGAGGCGGCGCGCGAGAAGCUCGUGAGGCUCGCCCGCCUGCAGCCCGUCCGGGUCGUCGGCUUCGAGAACGCGCCCGAGUUCGUCGUCGAGGGACAGGAGUGA
This is a messenger RNA of Colletotrichum destructivum, 1605 nucleotides long. Its product is annotated as Putative isocyanide synthase/Spore wall maturation protein DIT1. The coding region runs from base 1 to 1605 and encodes 534 amino acids. The transcript has 3 exons. NCBI's taxonomy places the organism in Eukaryota, Fungi, Ascomycota, Sordariomycetes, Glomerellales, Glomerellaceae. The record is from RefSeq and is a predicted model, not a curated record.